Molecule: messenger RNA, 354 nt
Organism: Cooperia oncophora
Lineage: Eukaryota; Metazoa; Nematoda; Chromadorea; Rhabditida; Trichostrongylidae
Source: the annotation of a GenBank genome assembly
AUGGACGGUACUCUUGUAUCAGCUGAUUUGCUCCAGACAAUCAGCCAGCCAAAAUACUGUAACGAAUUUGACCACGCACUCGGUGAAGAUGAAAAUAAAGGAUAUGGUUUUAUCUACACAAAGAGUGAUAAGGACACCUGGCAAAUUGGACACCCAGCGAUCGGCGGUCAAUGCGUUUACAUGGACCUCACUAAUGACCUCGUUGUUUGUUACUUGACGAAUGGCCUGAAGUCUUGGGUUGGAGACUAUCCAGCCUGUUUCAAUAAUCUGCAAUUGAAAAUUUAUGAAGCAAUUGCCACCUAUGGGAAGCGCACUUCCGCUGAAGUCAUUGAUCAAGCGAUCAGGGGCAAAUAA